AAUAUGGAACUAAAUAAUUCCAAAGCAUUUUGACCAGCUUGAAGGAUUGAAUCCGUCUCCCACAGGUAAACCCUAUUGGACGAUGUUUGUUCUGCACAUUUGAGUAUGUUACGAUUUCACACGCUUCAUGCACCGCUACAGCCUGACUCUUAACAUUUUACCAGCUGUGCUCCUUAAUAUCAAAUAAAGAGUCUGCUGGAACAUCAGUCUGGUGUUUAAUUGAUUUCUGCCCGGUGAUCCGCUCAUUCUUCACUGUCAUUCAUUAACUCCACCACACCCGCUUCUCCACUGAUAAAGGGAAAGGUUAAGACUUUGGAGUGUCUUUUAACAGUCAGGUGUUAACAGCUUUUCACUCACAUAACCAAAGCAAAAUGUAGACUAUCGCUCCGGUUUCAUUCUCUUGUUAUAAAUAAAGCAUCCGUGGAAGGAGGAUUCAGCGUCACAUCGAAACUGUAAGACGCAUCAAGGAGGUGCGAUGGAUGUCAGGCACACUGCGUGAAUUCAACAAUGCGUUGACUCAGCGAUCCGUCUCUCUGACCAUUAGCAGUCACACCGGGCAGGAUGAUUUACUUGGUUCACACAGCUCACUGGCAGUUCCUGGGCCUGAUGGCCGGGGUAUUGGCCUGGAUCCUCAUCAUGACCACAACCGGCCUCGACGAGUGGCGGCUGUGGCACGUGGCUGAUGAGUCCGUCAUCACCUCGGGCGUGGCCUGGGUGGGCAUCUGGAGGGCAUGUUUCUACAGCCAUGUCCUUCCCAGGGUAGAGAACUGUCAGAGCAUCGGCAUCUCGGACCACUUUGCUCCGGCAGAGAUCCCUGUGGCUCAGGUGCUGAUGGUAAUCGCGGUGAUCUGCGGCCUGGCGGGGAACAUCACCGCUGCAGUGGCCGUGAGGAUGGUCUACUUCUCUGUAGAGAAUCGUAGGAACAUAAGGCUGGUCUUUGUGCUGGCAGGGACCCUGUAUGUGCUGGCGGGGACAUUCUCAUUGGUGCCGUUGGUGUGGAACAUGAGCUCUGUUCUUAAAAACAGCACCAUAGGCUUUCCUCCUGAGUUCCACCUCCCUGCAGCUCCUGCUAGGCAGCAAAUCGGCUCGGCCAUCGGAGUGGGCUUCUUCGCCUCCAUGCUAUUGUUCAUAAGCGGGGUGCUUUUCCUCUGCUACCGCUACGCUUGGGCGGCCCUCAGCACAGAGGCCCCCAGAGACACCCGGGAUCCGCUGCAGGGUCCCUGGACAGAAACAACGCUAGUACAGAAGUCUGAAUUGGCAGAUGGAACCAACCAGGCCAGGGAUAAUCCUGCAUUUCACAGAGAAGAAAUCUCAUGAUGGCAGAACAUCAGAACACUUAAUUUACAAUCUUGGAUUUGUAUCUUUUUAAUCCAUGGGAAAGUGAUUUCAAGCCCAGUGCUGCUCACAACAUAUCUUAUUGACUGCGGACUUACAGAAUGAGUUUAGCCUUUAUUGUGGAACAUCAGCCAUGUUGUAUUACAAGAAGCGCUACACAUUAAUCCAGGAUGGUAAAUCCAAUCAACCCAUCAACCAAUUUUAUUUGUCACAGUGAAAUGUUAUCCCAUCAGCCGUCAGAUCGGCAUACAGAAAAACAGUCACCCAGGAUCCAGUCAAGUCUCUGUGAAAGGCCCCUAGAGCUCCCGACACCCUGCUGGGAGCCAACAGAGGCCCGGAGGCCAGCUCGCUGUCCGAAGCCUGCACACGUGAUCCCCAGCGGAGAACUCGAAGUCUGUGUUCAUUUCUUACACGCUUGCCUCUGUGCCCCCCUCUGGAGAUCUGUGGAGACACAGUGAUGGUUUUGCUUGUCCAUGUAGUCGGGAUCGUAGCCAGAGGUUUGCAGCUGGCAGCCAUCUUCACCUUUUACAUCUCAACACUUUGACGGAGCAGGCCAGCAGAGUCAGCAGGAGACUCUCUCCGAUCCUGUUGAGUGACUCAUAGCCACAUGUCAUCACUUUCCAACAUUAACCAAAUAAAGCACU
This is a messenger RNA of Etheostoma spectabile (orangethroat darter), 1979 nucleotides long. It is a transcript of the gene cldn34a, whose product is annotated as claudin 34a. Lineage: Eukaryota; Metazoa; Chordata; Actinopteri; Perciformes; Percidae. Gene Ontology annotation, cellular component: membrane; bicellular tight junction. The transcript has 2 exons. Gene Ontology annotation, molecular function: structural molecule activity. The record is from RefSeq and is a predicted model, not a curated record. Bases 562 to 1317 code for a protein of 251 amino acids.